UCAGUGACAGCAUCAUCAGCACCAGCAGCAGCGGCAGCAUCAGUCCCCGCGAUGGAUUGUGUUCUGUGCAACACUUUGUGUGCGCGGAGAUGGAGGCCGUGAAGGCAGAUAGAUAACAAUUAGGAUAGCAUAUUAAACUCCAAUACCCGUGCUUGUGAUUUAAACCGUGAUUUCAAUCUAUCAGGAAAGUUGAUUUCGGGCACUUUUAUGAUUCCGCGUCGCAUUGCUACCGCUGGGCACUUCAACAGGGCAUCAGCUGUGCUCAUCUCCGCGACAUAUUUCUGACUAUUCUAAGUGGCAGCUAUUAGACCUGACUGAUGACACUCUGUUAUCGGGAUUUCGUUUCCCUUUUGCGCCCGGACCCCAACCAAGCCUCAUAUUCUGAUUCGGCAGAGUAUGUCUUUGGAGGAUAAGCGUGGCAGCAAGGGCUUAUCAUUCACUCCGAUGGGGAUAGAGGAUAAUAACAUGAGGAACGGCAGAGGCCUGUCGGACCAAUGGGCUGAUAGCAUGGUGGUUCGGCCCCGGACCACGGAGCGAAGCAUCACCGUCCACAAGAAACUGGUCCUGGGGUUCGCCAUCUCCAUCCUCACCCUCAUCGUCGUCACGGCCAUCGCGGUUCUCCUCAGCGUCCGGUUCGAGGAGUGCGCGGGGGAGAGCAGCUCACGAGGGGGCAAUGGCUCUAACGCCAAGUUCAACGGGUCACGGGAUGGGAACGGGAACCACAAAGAUGAAGAAGCCCAGCCGUGGAGACACCUCCGGUUACCGACAUCUCUCCGGCCCCGGCACUACGACCUGCGUCUCUCAGUGUACAUGGAUAACUUUACUUUCUCCGGGGAAGUGAACAUUGAAUUCGAGUGUGUGAACUCUACCAAAUUCAUAGUGCUUCACACCGACCGCCUCGAGGUGGAGAAAGUGGCGGUUUACUCGGAUAAUAAAAAACCCGGUGUCAUGAGAAUCCACCGCCAAUUCCAUUACCCGGGAAACCAGGUUUAUGUGAUCGCUUUGCACAGGGAACUGAAGCCCAUGAGGACGUAUAAAGUAAACAUUACUUUCGACGCUCAAAUAGAAAGUGAACUCCUGGGAUUUUUCCGCAGCUCAUAUAUGCUGCAGGGAGAGAGAAGGUACAUGGCGGUGACACAGUUCUCCCCCACCCACGCCAGAAAGGCCUUUCCGUGUUUUGAUGAGCCCAUCUACAAGGCCACGUUCCGGGUCAGCCUGGGACACGAUGCGUCCUACCUCUCUCUCUCCAACAUGCCUGUAGAGGCCUCCAUCUCUGAUGAUGAUGGCUGGGUGACCAACCACUUCUCCAGGACUCCUCGUAUGUCCACCUACUACCUGGCCUGGGCCGUCUGUAACUUUACCUACAGAGAGGUGACCACUGACAGUGGAGUGGUGAUCCGGCUGUAUGCCAGGCCCAACGCCAUCCAGAGCGGAGCGGGUGACUACGCUCUCCACAUCACAAAGAGACUCCUCCAGUUCUAUGAGGAUUACUUCAAAGUCAAAUACUCCCUGCCCAAAUUAGACCUGCUGGCUGUGCCCAAGCACCCCUACGCUGCCAUGGAGAACUGGGGUCUGAGUGUGUUUGUAGAGCAGAAGAUCCUACUGGACCCAGAGGUCUCAUCCUUCUCCUACCAGAUGGAGCUAACCAUGGUGGUGGUUCAUGAGAUCUGCCAUCAGUGGUUUGGUGACCUGGUAACCCCCGUGUGGUGGGAGGAUGUCUGGCUGAAGGAAGGCUUCGCUCACUUCUUUGAGUACGUUGGAACGGACUUCCUCUUCCCCAAAUGGAACAUGGAGAAGCAGCGUUUCCUGACUGAUGUUCUCCAUGAGGUGAUGCUGCUGGACGGUCUGGCCAGCUCCCAUCCUAUCUCUCAGGAGGUGUACGACGCCACGGACAUAGACAGAGUGUUCGACUGGAUCGCAUACAAGAAG
Molecule: messenger RNA, 1929 nt
Organism: Oncorhynchus tshawytscha (Chinook salmon)
Lineage: Eukaryota; Metazoa; Chordata; Actinopteri; Salmoniformes; Salmonidae
Product: thyrotropin-releasing hormone-degrading ectoenzyme-like
Biological process (GO): peptide catabolic process; proteolysis
Cellular component (GO): cytoplasm
Molecular function (GO): zinc ion binding; peptide binding; metalloaminopeptidase activity
Source: RefSeq, a predicted model, not a curated record